AUGCCAGCAUUAUAUUAUUUUGAGGAUAAACUGAAGUGCCUUUCCGAAAACCCCAACAAUGUGUACUGUGUCGCUAGAAGUGUCAUCGUACCUGAUAGCUCAUCUAAGCUAUGGGCGACUAUUGAAAAAUACUCAAAACAGGACACUCAAUACCAACAUAACGUAUUAGAUCGCGGAUUCUGUUUGAAAACGUGCACCGAACUAGUAGAAGGCUUAACAGAUGAUCAACGAAGACUUUACGACCAGCGGAGAAUUGACGUGGAACCACCGUACAUUUACAAUGCUACUUAUAUCCCCGGCAUGGACGAGUACAAACGAAACUAUGGAAAACUUGUCAACAUAUGCUUAAACUAUCGAUUACGCCAAGGUUACAACCUUUCCAGUUAUUCGGAAAUAGAGCACUGCAUGACCCCAGCGGAACUUAUCAAACCCAUCACAGCGCUUCAUGUAUUGUUUGCUAUACUACUUGGUGCAAUUGUGAUCCUGGUGAUCCGCGCGACAUUUCGCGACGAUCGGAUUGUACCUAACCUAAACAACAACGACGUCGCAAUUGAAAUCAAUUCAAAGCAACCAGAAAACGACAUAUGGAUGGAAUUUUCUCUCAAACGUAGCCUGCGAACGUUGCUGGCAAAACCGAAAACCAAACUGCAACAGGAUUUGGCUUUCAUCGAAUCCAUCCGUGUUGUAUCGGUAGCCAUAAUCACCAUUGUUCACACGUUUAUGUCAUUCGGGGCAAGUCCUAUGACUAACCCCAGGGUACUGGAAGACUUGUACGGUAAUGCCGUCGUAAGGAUGGCAUCGGCAGUGUUUCCUUUUCUGGUGCACACAUUUUUCACCAUCGGGGGGAUGUUGCUCGCGGUUCGAUUCCUGGAUUUGAUCGAAACGGGUACCAAGUUCCGAUGGCAUUACUUUUUUCUUGGAGUAUUUCAUCGUUAUGUGAGAAUGCUACCGAUAUACUUCAUCAUGUGGCUGUAUCAAGUCUCGUGGUUUGAUCGGCUGGGUAAUGGACCGACCACCCACCGCAUGGUGGAUGUAGAAAUGCAAUUUUGCAAACAACACGGUUGGUCGAACUUUUUGUUCAUUAACAACUACUACAAAUUCAACGAACCGUGUAUGCAACAAACAUGGUCAAUGGCUUCAGAUUUUCAGUUCUUUAUCGUUGGCAUGAUUAUAAUGAUGCUGCUUUGGAGGUUUCCAAAGUCAACAAAAGUAGUUGUAGCCGCAAUGAUAUCAAUUUCAAUCGUAGUCCCGAUGGUAAACAAUUACAAGUACAACUUCGUUGGAGUUAUUCUGCUCAAUUUCAAGCACCUCCGGUUCAUGCUACUACACUACGAGUGGUUGCUGCGAGAUUAUGUCGUCGCACAUCCCCACACGUCCAGUUAUUUCUCCGGUAUAAUCGCUGGUUUAGUGUACCACAAAGUUCGAAAGGAUCCGAAAAUGCUAGCGAAGCUUGUAGCCUAUCGGCACGUGAGGUGGAUUGCUCCACUGAUGGUGAUUCUGCUCUCCGUUCCGGCGACCGUCUUUUACGACAUCAAACCAAAGCAGCCAUCACUUUGGAUGGCAAUAUACGCAUCAGUUCAUCGUAACUGUUUUGGAACCAUGUGCGGAGUUGGGUUACUGUAUUGGGCAAUCGACGGUAGCAGUAGAAUACCGGCUGUUCUCCGACAUCCGAUAGUGCUGGCAAUCGGACGACUGUCAUUCUGUGUUUAUUUGGCACAGUUCAAUGCAUUGCGGUAUUGUUUUAUCCAUGUCGAAGGGUUUGGAUUUGUCCUGAAUUUGCAGAAUUUUGUGAGUAUUUCUACGAACGCGCUUAACACGGCUGAUCUAUAA
Sabethes cyaneus is the source of this 1830-nucleotide messenger RNA. RefSeq names its product nose resistant to fluoxetine protein 6-like. The record is from RefSeq and is a predicted model, not a curated record. The coding region runs from base 1 to 1830 and encodes 609 amino acids. Gene Ontology annotation, molecular function: acyltransferase activity, transferring groups other than amino-acyl groups. The transcript has 6 exons. NCBI's taxonomy places the organism in Eukaryota, Metazoa, Arthropoda, Insecta, Diptera, Culicidae.